Messenger RNA from Poecilia latipinna (sailfin molly), 1435 nucleotides. Its product is annotated as neuroglian-like. The record is from RefSeq and is a predicted model, not a curated record. The transcript has 7 exons. Bases 422 to 1204 code for a protein of 260 amino acids. NCBI's taxonomy places the organism in Eukaryota, Metazoa, Chordata, Actinopteri, Cyprinodontiformes, Poeciliidae.
UUAUUUUUUGAAGGUAGGCGUUAACGUGUUAAACAACAUCCUGUCGAAGAGCGAGCGGUGGUCUACACCUCUGCAGCGCUCUCAGCAACUACCAGACUAUUAGCAAUAAGUCAGUUGUCAUGGAAACAUGUCACCUAGAGGCGGAGCGACGGAAAAAGGCAUCCAGAGGCAGAGUAAAUGUGUGAGACUGGUUUCAGCAGAACUAACUUCCAGAGACCGUCGCUGAAGUCAUUACAGACAGAAGAACGACUGACCAGAGCUCAGCAGACUUUUGGUGCAAAUCAGAGAGAAGAAGCCCACCCACCAUAAGCCCACAAAUGCUUCAUUUGGACAGAGGAACGGGGGUUUGCUGAAUGCAAAGGUUUGGAAGUAAAACCCGGCUGAGUGAGCGGUCUGCCAGGAAGACGGAGCAGCAGGAAACAUGCAGGGUUUCAGCCGCCAUGAGAAGAUGUUGCUGCAUGUCUGCUUCAUGGUCUCAGCUUUCUGUGGUGGUUUUCCAGCUGCCACGGCCGAGUUCUCCCUGCAGCAGCCUGCGGUGGUCGCCGGCCCGCUGGGCCAGGACGUCCUGCUGCCCUGCCAGCUGCUGGACUCCCAGCAUGAGAAGCUCCUCAACCAGCCCGUCCUGUACUGGGAGGUCGAUGGGAAACAGCUCCCGUUUAACGAGAACAAAACCUCCUCCAGUUUCAACAAAUCCAUUGAGCUGAAGGAGGUGCGGUGGUCCGACGGCGGGACGUACGAGUGCAAACUGUCCAUGAGAACCGACAGGAGAGGAAGCUUCAGGCUGAAGGGAAACAAAACCACACUCAUCGUCCACGACACCAUGACCUUUAACCUCUCCAGUCACCAUGACUCCCUGCUGCGCUGUGAGGUCACCGUGUCGCAGGAUCCGGGUUUGACUCUGACGCUGACCAGAAACGGCUGCGUCGUGCAGAGCUCCGCCCCCUCAGAGCGCCGCGCCGCCAACGGCACCAUCACUCUGUCUGCCACCGUCCAUCUGAGCGGCAACGGGCAAUAUGGCUGCCAACUGAGGCUGCAGGACGUCCUGAUAACCAGCAGCUCCUUCCACAGCCAGCAGGCGGGUAGAUAUCAGCUUCAAGAUGAGCGGCGCCGGUACUCGGAGCCGUGGCUCCUCUACGCGGGCCUCCUGCUGGUGCCGGCCCUGGUCCUGCUGGCCGUAGUGGCGGCCAUGUUGAUGUGCAGAUGAGCUCCCCUGUCCUCCUGGUGGCCCGGUUCUACUGGACCGCACGCAGCUCUUCAGGUGGGAUUCACAUCCCCUCGUUUCCAUGACAACCAGCAGGACAUCCGGACCGGAGGAUGAGAACCGUUCUGGAUGUGAAUCCCGGCCCACUCGUCUCGGUUCCUCUUCUUCUGAACUCACUUCUAGUUUCUGCGAAACUGUUAGAUUAAAACUGACAUUAAGAACUUUUAAGAAAAA